Colletotrichum godetiae is the source of this 753-nucleotide messenger RNA. RefSeq lists its product as uncharacterized. NCBI's taxonomy places the organism in Eukaryota, Fungi, Ascomycota, Sordariomycetes, Glomerellales, Glomerellaceae. The annotation marks the transcript as partial. The record is from RefSeq and is a predicted model, not a curated record. The transcript has a single exon.
GUUUCCAGAAGUCUAGAUCUUGUUGCCAGACUUUGGCUUACCAUCAAUUUCGAUACUUUGCCCCUCGGUCAAAUCUAUCCUAAGCCAGUACAAUUGGCCUGGGAAGAAACCAAGACCCUUCGCCAAGUGAUCGACAGUUACUUUGCAGUCACUCUUGCCGAUCGGCCUGCCGAGUUGAAACGGGGUGAUAUUCCAUCCACUUUCAACAUUACGGUGCUCUGCGAACGAUACAAUUUUUCCAUUCGUUGGACUUCCAACCUAGCUGAACACUUGCAAAUUGAAGAAAAGUUGGGCCAAAGAAGCGUGAUGUUGUACGAACAUAUUGUGUGUCUCUGGAACCAUUUGGAAUAUUCGAAAGAUUGCCCUGUACCUCAAAGCCUGCUCGAAGAAACACUUGAUACUCUAGUUCUUCUGUUUCCAUACGAAGACACUGGAACCAUGAAACUACUGAAAAGAGAGAAGAAGAAUUUCUGGAGACUGGGGCGCUGUGGCCGUACAAGGAAGGCUGAGCUCGACGACUUUUCAUACUGGAAGCCAGGCAUUCAGAGGUUACUGGAGGAGUACAAUAAGCCACCUCGAGGGACCCAGCAACUCCGUCUGGACAAGGAGGGGCGAAAUUUCCUAGAGUUUUCCACGUUCUGGACAGCACUCCUGGUUGCUAUCCUGACUAUACUGGGCAUUGCCUUUGGGACGAUCGGAACUGCAUACGCCAUCAAGGCCUACAAUUUGUCCUACAAACAAUAUGUGCUAUCA